CAUUUUUGUAGUUAGCCUGUGCAGCUACCUGCCUCGGCGACAAACGGCAGAUUUCCAGCAUAUUUGUGGAGUAAUGGUAAUAUACUCGUAAUCUUUUUCUCCCGGAUAGUCAGCACGUGAUAUAUAUAUAUAUAUACCGACUUUAGAGUUUUUAGGAAUGACAUAAACACAGGCAGGAGGUUUCAUUACGCUGGCUAGCUUAGCUAGGUGGACUAAUUUAUUAGUUUAGCUGGCUAGUUAGUUGUGAACCGUCUCGUGGUUACCUGCAGACACUAACUAGUCAUGUUAACGCUUCCACAGAGAGACACUAGUUAGGCUACAAAGUUUCUACAAAGCGGUAUGUUGUCCAAAUGCCAAGUUUCUAAUGAAACCGUGGAACAUAAUCCAUUCCCAAAGCAAAUUUAUGGAUGGGAUACUGUCUCCUCCUCUGUCCUUUCCUGAUUUCCAAGCACUUCAUAUGCUUGCUCCCAGGAGAUGCCCCUAAUGCCCAAUUAUGGAGCUGCACUUCACCACAAUGGCUGUUUUCUCAGAUCUCUGAUUAGCUUGAAAUGUACGGUUUAUGACAUCCACCAUGAAGUACAAAAAAUGUUCCUUUUUAACAGUUAGAGGGCCUUGAAGGUUUUCGACUGCUUCUGCAUAUGAGAUUUUCCCUUCUGUUCUUUUUUGCUGUAUUUCAGCUGCCCUACAGUCUCUAUGGCCACACUAUGUGCUCCACCACAAUUCACACAUUUCUCUCAAACACUUACCCCACGUGCACCAUAAUUGUGAUCUCCACACCUUCCUUAUGUUUGCUUUCCUUUGCAAUAUGCUGCUACGGUAUAUGUCCAUAUUACUGGCACUUAUAGCAACACAAUCACAUUAUAGUUCUCUCAACACUGACAAAGUAACUCUCCAUGUCUUUAGUCUCUUCAGGUGAUUUGCUUAUCCUCCUUUAAUACUCCACUGGUAUUCCAUAAAUCACUCCUCUAGUUACUCUCCUGACUUCUUCGUUUUCCCUCGCCACGAUUUCUUUCUUACAAAUGUUUGUUAAUUUUAGCGGCCUCUCUCUUUGACCCUCAUUGAGACAUCCUAUCAUUAGUCACCAUCAGUGUGCACUCUUGCUGUCAUAACUUCACCUGUUCUUUCAUACAGCAAUCCCACUUUUCUACCUUCAAUUGGAGAAGCACUUUAAAGUCUUCGCCUUCAAUCUUCCUCAGCACCACUCUCUCCGUCUCGCUCAUGCUACUUGAGCCACUGUAUGCCCUAAAAACUUUUUCCCCUUUACUUUUUCUGUGGGACCUUACUUCUGACCAGCCACUACUAUCCUCCAUACUUUCCUCGCUGUAAUGAGCAAUGUCACUGGUAUGUGAGUUUAUCCAAACACGGUUAUCAAUCACGCUUUUACCAUCAUUUUCAUUUGAAACGGCAAUACUAACCGCCGUUAGUCAUUAAUACCGGUAAUGGUUAUAUAGCUACAAGGAACAAAUGGACAUACAGGUUAUGUAGGCCGUGUCUUGCGGUUGUCAAGUCAUAACUGAAUAGAUAAUAUGCAGUCGUGUUGUAUGUGCGGUAGGGGAUGUAAUUGGUCAUGUAGUUCCACUGUUCCAGAUCAAGAUAAAGUGCCAUAAGAGCAAAUAACAGUACUGUACUCCUACUAUACUACUCUGACUAGUACUGGUAGAAGAUUAAAUAAGCACUGUUCUGUAGUAGAGAACCGAAGUAAUGAUAGAAGAUAAGGCUGCUGUAGUAGUGGUAUUACCAUCAAAUAAGACUUCUGUAGUAGUGGAAAAGGUAAGAAAAAGAGUAGAAUCAUAGAAUGGCUUUUAUUGUCAUAUACACAUGUACAAUGCGAUUUAAAAGUAAAAUAGAUACAUGUAGAGUAGGUAUAAGAUCAAAUCAGAAUACUGAAAUAUUAAUAUAAUAUUAAGUAUGAAGUGCUCAGUGAAGUGACAUGGAAUGUGAGAAGUGUUGUCCAGUAUUUUGUGAAUAAUAUUUUGACAAGACUAGCAAGUGGGCCGCACGGUGGUUUAGUGGUUAGCACGUUGGCCAACACAGUAACAGCCUGGUUGGAUUCUCCCUUGGGCAUUUCUGUGUGGAGUUUGCUCUCCCCGUGUGUGUGUGUGGGUUUUCUUCGGGUACUCCGGCUUCCUCCCACAUUCCAAAAACAUGCAGGUGAGGUUAAUUGGUGACUCUAAAUUGCCCAUAGGUAUGAAUGUGAGUGUGAAUGGUUGUUUGUCUAUAUGUGCCCUGCGAUUGGCUGGCCACCAGUCCAGGGUGUACCCCACCUGUCACCCGAAGUCAGCUGGGAUAGGCUCCUGCAUGCCCCCGCGACCCUAGUGAGGUUAAGCGGUAUAGAAAAUGGAUGGAUGGAAGACUAGCAAGUGUAGCCUUGAUAUCCAUGACGUCUCCUUUUGAGACGACAACAACCUUUGCUUCGGCCCAUCAACGUUUCCGGAGCCUCGGCCUUAACGUCAGGAUGGCGCCCACAGACCGCCUCAGAUCAGCUUCUGCGCCCUGCCAAGGCUUUACAGGGCCUUUCUCCACCACAGAAUGCAAGCCUUCUUCCUCCUCAGUGAUGUCCCCUCCACGGCUGGAGACAACACCUGCUGGAGGAAGAGAUAGCAGGAAGUCCUGCAGGAGCAAGGCCGAUGCAGAGCUGGGAGAGGAAGAGAGAAGGAGGUGGAUGGCCUUCAGACAGAGAAAGAAAAGCAGCAGGUUGGUGGGUCAUCGUCCCGGUCGCAAAAAAGCGGCCAAGUCCCAACCCAUCGUCUUGUCUAGUGAGGAAGACGAGCAUGGCGAAGGUGGUGAGAGCAGCCAGAUGGCCAAAACUCCUGAUCAGAUACCAGGGGCACAUCCUUCCUUCCUGGAGCUGGACUUCUUGUUGCUUCACGCCGGCCUGUCGCAUGCUGAUGCCAACGGCAAGAUGAUGAUUACGUCAAGCGGCAUCCAUCUUCCUCUAAAGGGAGAGGAGGAAGGGGAGGUCACUGUCGUUGCGUCGCAGGUGCGAGGUUAUGGUUUAUGGAGUGGGGCUAUAGCUCGAGGCGGAACGUUGCUCGAUGAACUGGAUGGGCAGGCCCCCUCGCUCUUCUUCCUGUGGGUGACGGACGCUCAGGCCAACAUGCUGCAGCGGGAGAUGGCCAUCAUCCACAACACCACUGUCACAGGUCCAGCCUGCUCCUUCCUGCUGCUGGUGAUGACAGAGCAGCUACCUGACCUCAAGGCUGCACUGCUGGUAUCCAUGUUGGAGAUGAUGGAGUUCAGGGAGAGCCGCUCCACCUCAGCAGGGCAGCUGACCUCCCCCCUGGACUGGAGUGAUGGCCAACUGCUCCUCCACAGCUGCCCGCCCCCCCUGGAUGAACACCUCUUUGGUCUGCUAGGCCAGUCGCCAGUAAGACGAACAUUUCAGGGGGAAGGAGCAGGGGUGGUUUGUGAGUUUGUGCUUGUGCUCCAGGUGGUGUCCAGUGCGGGAAUAAGCAGCAACACAAAGCAGUCUUCUGUUCUGCAGGUGGCCAGCAGGUUGAUCCAGUAUCCGCCAGCGCCUUCCAAAGGCCGUAUCACGGUGACAAAGGAGGACUUGGCCUGUUUGGAAAAGGGCCACUUCCUGAAUGAUAUCAUUAUUGACUUUUACCUCAAGUACCUCCUGGUGGAGGGUGGUGGCCGUGCUGUGGCAGAGCGCAGUCACAUCUUCAGCAGCUUCUUCUUCAGACAGCUCAGCAGACAGCAAGUCUGUGGUCAAAGUCUCACUGAUGCCACAGAUCCAUACAGCAGGCACCAGCGAGUGAAGACCUGGACUCGCCAUGUGGAUGUUUUCAGCAAAGACUUCCUGUUUGUGCCCAUCAAUCAGGAAGCACACUGGUUCCUGGCAGUGGUUUGUUUCCCCGGUCAAGAUGGCGUUCGUUAUGAGCAGCAAAAAAAUGCAUCCAAGCUCCUCAGUCGGACAUCAGAGCAGCAGCCGGCGUGUACACAGCAAGGCUGCAUGAGGGAGGUGGUGUUGGCACGGCCAUGCAUCCUGGUCAUGGAUUCUCUGAAAAUGCAGCAGCAUGAACGUGUUUGCAAGCUCCUGAGAGACUACCUACAGGUGGAGUGGGAGGAGCGCAGGGAGCAGCGUCGUGUCUUCUGCUCAGAUAGCAUGCGCAGCUGCAGCUGCAACGUCCCACGCCAGGACAACAGCAGUGACUGUGGUUUGUACCUCUUGCAGUACGUGGAGAGCUUCCUUCAGAACCCUGUGGUGCACUUUGACCUCCCUCCAUGUUUGCUCAACUGGUUUCCGCGACAACGGGCACGACAGAAACGUGACGACAUCCGACACUUGAUUAUGAGGCUGCACGCGAACCAGUAACAGGACUGAAACCAUUUCAUGAACUGGAAAGUAUUACUCUUAUUUGCUUUCAUUCUCUUUUAUUUAUUAAAAUAUGCACAAUAAAGCAUCA
Dunckerocampus dactyliophorus (ringed pipefish) is the source of this 4409-nucleotide messenger RNA. Its product is annotated as sentrin-specific protease 6-like. The record is from RefSeq and is a predicted model, not a curated record. Gene Ontology annotation, biological process: protein desumoylation. The coding region runs from base 2342 to 4318 and encodes 658 amino acids. Gene Ontology annotation, cellular component: cytoplasm; nucleus. Gene Ontology annotation, molecular function: SUMO-specific endopeptidase activity. NCBI's taxonomy places the organism in Eukaryota, Metazoa, Chordata, Actinopteri, Syngnathiformes, Syngnathidae. The transcript is spliced from 18 exons.